AUGACUGUAGACGCGUUAAAGAAAAAGAACCCUGAUUGCAGGACACUCACCCUUAAUGGACACGUCGGGUUUGUUAGCCUUCCUGAUCAAAUAGUCGACAAAUCAAUUGGUGAAGGCUUUGUUUUCAACAUAUUGUGCGUCGGUGAAACCGGUUUGGGGAAGUCUACUCUUAUCGAGACACUUUUUAAUCAAAAGUUUGACUUUUUGCCAUCUUCACACGAUUCUCCUGAUGUUAAGCUGAAGUCCAAGACUUAUGAUUUAAAGGAAGGCAAUGUAAAGCUUAAACUUACAGUAACCGAAACGUGUGGUUUUGGUGAUCAAAUAAACAAAGAGAACAGUGCCGACAGCGUCGUUGAAUUCCUCGACAAACAAUAUGAAAGCUACCUCCAAGAAGAACUCAAAAUCAAACGCGCCAUGCACACUUAUCACGAUACCCGCGUGCAUGUUUGUCUUUACUUUAUCGCUCCAACGGGACACAGUUUAAAGUCUGUGGAUCUAGUGUCAAUGAAGAAAUUGCAGGAUAAAGUCAACAUAAUCCCGAUUAUUGCCAAAGCAGACACUAUCACGAAAGCCGAACUUGCCAACUUCAAGACCAAGGUUAUGUCCGAGAUUAAGGCCAACAACAUUCGCCUUUACGAGUUUCCAACCGAUGACGAAAUCGUCAGCGAACUGAAUGGAAAUACAAAUAAAAUGCUACCUUUCGCUGUUGUGGGGAGCACAGAUGAGACGAAGAUAAACGGGAGGACGCUGCGCGUGCGCCAGUACCCGUGGGGCUGCGUCCAGGUGGAGAAUGAGGCGCACUGCGACUUUGUGCGACUUCGUGAGAUGCUUCUGCGUGUCAACAUGGAGGACCUGCGUGAGCGCACGCACACCGUCCACUACGAGACCUACCGCAAGCACCGACUCACGGAAAUGGGCUUUCGCGACGACGAGAAGAUGUCGCUGCAGGAAACCUACGAGAAACGUCGCGAGUCCCAACAGAAGGAGCUCAAACAAAAGGAGGAGGAGAUGCGUCAGAUGUUUGUCCAGCGUGUCAAGGAGAAGGAGCAAGUUCUCAAGGAGACUGAACGAGAGCUUCAGGCCAAGUUCGAGGCCAUCAAGAAGCAGCACGCCGAGGAGAAGAAGAAGCUGGACGAGAAGCGUCGCAUUCUGUCGGAGGAGAUGGCGGCCUUCGAGCGGCGAAAGCAGCUGGCAGAACAGGCCAAGCAGGGGAACCUGACGAUGAAGAAGAAGAAGUAG
Mesocestoides corti is the source of this 1239-nucleotide messenger RNA. Lineage: Eukaryota; Metazoa; Platyhelminthes; Cestoda; Cyclophyllidea; Mesocestoididae. The record is from the annotation of a GenBank genome assembly.